AUGUCGCGCUCGGGCCAGCACAUAUCCCUCCACGUUCUCACUCCCUUGACCAGCACAGACUCGUCGCCGCCCGGCAAGCUGCCCAGCCCGCGCCCGACCACGCGCACGUAUGAGACGAUGCACGCGACCGCCUCUUCCUCGCACGCGCCGCCAUCGAGCGCCCUCGCCAACGGCACCGACGCCAUCACGCCCGUCAACACGCCGCCCGAGACGCGAACUUCCGUCUUCCCCGCGGACGGCGUGCUGGGCGCGCGCCUGAACUACGACCCCGUCCUCGACACGAAGCUCGACAAAAAGGCGAGGCAGCAGAGACAGCCGGUGUACAAGCCGAUAGUGGACAAGGGCGACCCAUCUCCUCCACCCGACCCGCGGCUGGCAAUUGCCGGCUAUACGACGGGGAAAUAUGCCAUCAAGACGGUGGGCACGGUUGCCCCCAAGACCAAGCUCCGCAUAGCCCCCUAUGUCGCAAAACCCUACUCCUACGAUGCCCGCAUAUCAUGUGGCCCAGGGCCUGCUACUCAAGUCGUCGUGACAGGAUUCGACCCGUUGACUUCAGAUUCGCAAUUGCGCGGAUUCUUCUCCACGUACGGCGAGGUGGAAUCUGUGCAGAACCAGGUUCAUCCCGACAACGGCAGCUCUCUGGGGAUAUGUCUGGUCAAAUUUCGCGACACUCCGGCCUCGCGGAGAACCGCAGCUGUCAAAGCCUCGACUUCGGCCAAGCGGGCUGAGCGGGAAGGCACAAACCAGCGUAUUGGCCUUCAGACGGUCAGGGUGCAUACAGACCGCGAGGGGCGAAGGUGUACGAAAUUGGUCAAUAUGGCGGUGCAGCAGACUCGGAAAGAGGAGGAGAAGCUGCGGGCCAAGAUUGCGGCGCAAACAGCAAAGGUUCCUACUGCAGAUACGCCGGGGAGCUUUGAUUUGCCGGCGAACGUGCCAAAAGGCCCCUCCGGGAAACGCACACGCAUACCACGAGAGGCGUUGUCUCGAAAAGCAGCCCUGUCUCAGAUUAUCGAACGCGAACCGAUCAAGCCAACCCUCAAGCGCAAGCCCUACCUGUUCAUCGCAAGUUCAUACGUACCUGUACUCGCCCCAACGGUUGCACAUCUGAAGAAGCGUUUAAAGAACUUCCACUGGUCUACUGUGCGCUGCGAUCAAACCGGAUACUACGUACUCUUUGAAGAGUCGAAGCGCGGUGAAGUUGAGGCGGUUCGGUGCUUCCAGGAGUGCCAUAUGCUUCCUCUGUUCACAUAUGUUAUGAACAUGGAGUGCAAUCAGUAUGGCGACCCACAGUACGAACGGAGCCCGAGUCCGGAGCGCGUUGUAGCGAACAACAAGAAGAAGGCGAUUGAGGAUCAGAUCGCGCAAGAAGAGGAGGAAGAUUGGGAAAAUGAGAAGAAAGAGAGGGCAGAAUUGUUGGAUCCUGCAGUCGCGGGUAUCGAGUCACUCAGACAAGAGCUCACAGAGAAGCUAAUGGGCGAUAUCAAGACUCGCAUUGCCGGUCCCCAUCUACUUGACCUCAUGGACCCUGAUCGCCAUGUGGACAAGCGUCGGAAACUGAACAUCUCGGAUCCGCCGAACAAGGAAAACGAAUCGCAGCUUUCUUCGCUACUCGUACCUGGGUUGGAUCACUUUGCAGCUGGAACACCCAAGUCUCGUGCUGCGGGUUUUGCUGGACGCUAUGGUCGAAAGGCGCUUGCUCCGUACGACCACAAUCGGGGGCGUGGAAAGAAGGCUCCGCGUAUUGUGAACGCCUUUGCAGACGAGCGACGAAAGACAUCGGCACCGAAACCACGUGUUGCACGCGGUCUUCAUCGACAGAUGAUGGAGUUGCUGGAGAGCCCUGAACAGUCGGACGACGAAGAUCGCAGUCCGCUCACGCGUACUACAGAGGAGCAGGAGAGUCGCCCUAUCAGCCGCGCUCCCUCAACCGAUGUCGAAGAGGAAGAAGAAGGGUCUUCUAGGGCUCACCGCGCUAAGAGGAGGCGCUUUGCAGCAGGUUGGGGUGAAGAUAGUGAUGAUGAGAUGAUGGAUGAUUCGCAUGCCCGAAGUUUGCUUGCCCAUUGUAUUCACAAAGACCCUGAAAACAUGGCGGAGAAAGAGUUGGAACAAGUACUUGCUAUUCUCCCUCGUUCUUCGCCAAUCUGGAAGAAAGCAGACAAAGCUCUCAAAGGUUUCAGAAAGUUGCGGAAGAUUGAGCAGGAAGCCGACGCAAUCUUUGGAUUGGCAGCUGCCCAGGAAGACAAACUUGAGCCUACAGUUAUCAUCACCCAAGACGACGAAGCACUUAAACCCAUCGAAACAACCGAGCAAGUCGAGGCUCCCAAGAAGAAACCGAUCCCGAAAUCGAAGAAGAAGACGAAAAAGCAACUUGAGGAGGAGGCCAAGGCUGCAAAGGUGGAGAUCUCGGAAGCUAUUGCGAUUGUGGAGGAGGAGAUUGCGGAAGUUGAAGGGGCAGAACAGACUGCAGAAGCAGGUAUGAUUGCGCGGACGCCAGACGACGACGAUCAAGGCUCUGUGUGCUGGGCCGUUUCAACAACAGAACCACGGAAGACAGUCGAGGAUGAUCUCAGUGUGGUGAUGGAUAUUGACGGUUGGCAACACAUGCUCAAAGACGAGGAAGACUUGCGUCAUCUCAAGGCUGCUAUGCAGUCCAUUGCUGCCGCUAACAUUGGGGAUGCUCAGUCUUGGGCCUGGAAGCAAAAGUCGAUCAAGCACCUCAACCGGCCCGGCGAAGAGGGUGUCUCUCGUACUGAGACUAAGAUCGAGGGCUACUUUGUUUCAAACUCAACUGGUUCGGCAAGGACAGACGGUGUCAAGAAGAUACGCGAGUCUGAGAAGUCGAAAUACCUCCCACAUCGUAUUCGUGUCCAGAAAGAACGCGAGGAACGUCAGCGCCAGGCCAAACAGGAAGAACGGACUGUCAUCUCAGUGGAGGGAUUCAAGUUCCAGACUGGUUCUCAGAAGACUUCGACUGCAAAUUCUCGAGCCAAUCGUGCCAACAACCGUCGCAUGGUGAACGACAUUAAUAUCUCCAAGAACAUGAGUGGUGCUGAAGGUGACGCUUUGCGCUUCAAUCAGCUUAAGAAGCGGAAGAAGCUCGUCAAGUUCGAUCGAUCUGCCAUUCAUAAUUGGGGUCUGUACGCCCAGGAAAGCAUUGCAGCAAACGACAUGAUUAUCGAAUACGUCGGGGAGAAGGUACGACAACGUGUUGCCGAUCUGCGCGAAGUCAAAUACGACAUGCAAGGCGUUGGAUCUAGCUAUCUUUUCCGUAUUGAUGAAGAUACCGUCAUCGACGCAACCAAGAUGGGUGGCAUUGCUCGUUUCAUCAACCACAGUUGCACACCUAACUGCACGGCCAAGAUCAUCCGCGUAGACAACACGAAGCGAAUCGUCAUCUAUGCCCUGCGGGACAUUGGGCAAGACGAGGAACUCACCUACGACUACAAAUUCGAGCGCGAAAUGGACGCUACAGACCGUAUCCCCUGUCUCUGCGGUUCCAUCGGCUGCAAGGGCUUCCUCAACUGA
Messenger RNA from Dothidotthia symphoricarpi CBS 119687, 3525 nucleotides. Its product is annotated as histone H3-K4 methyltransferase Set1. Lineage: Eukaryota; Fungi; Ascomycota; Dothideomycetes; Pleosporales; Dothidotthiaceae. Gene Ontology annotation, cellular component: Set1C/COMPASS complex. The coding region runs from base 1 to 3525 and encodes 1174 amino acids. The record is from RefSeq and is a predicted model, not a curated record. Gene Ontology annotation, molecular function: RNA binding; histone H3K4 methyltransferase activity; protein binding. The transcript has 3 exons.